CAUUUGUACUUCCAUUGUAAUAGUAUAGUGCACACAUAUGUGCACUCCACCUGGAUUGGACCAUCAGAAGUCACUCACUCACUCACACACACUCCGUCAGUCGGAUAAACUUUAUACUUUAUAAGUUUUCAGAAGCACACACAAGCAUCGAUACACAGACACAAAUUAACAACAACAACACCCGUCUUGGUUCUAUUUUGAAACCGAUCUGAUUAACAAAACUACGAGAGGGUGUUUGUAUGUGUGUGCGUGUGUGCGUAUCUGUGUGCAACUGGAAAACUGAAGAAGUCCAUUGUUAUUAUUAUUAUUAUUAUCACUAUUACUAUUGUAAAGAAACACCAAGUUUAGUCUUCUUUAUCCCCUUUGUGUGUAUAUAUUGAUGAAAUAUUAGUGAUAUGUGAAAUGUAUCUAGUUUGUGAUUGCCGAUUUCAAUAGAAAUUUAAUUUGUAUACACCAUGAACUACUAGUGAGACGACUAAUAUUUUCGUUUGUUUACAUAUACACUGAAUCAAUUUUGAUCAGAAACGUUAUUAUUAUUUUUUCUAUUAAAAGUGUGAUAAUAUUUUCUACAUUUUCUCUGUAUUAAAAUAAAAAAAUGUCAAUCAGAGCUAUCAUCACUAACAUCAUCCUGACCAUCAUUAUCAGUGGCGGUAUUUUGUUGCUAUUGUCAACAACAACAACAACAACUGCUUAUACACUUGUACAUUCAAACAACAAUGACAAAUAUGGCCGUGGAGGCGGACAAUUCAAUUCAGAAAUGUGUAACAAUUGGACAGUGAAUACACUAUCUUAUAGUUUAAAUAUUCCCUUGUCAAAUUAUUCAAAUAUUUAUCAGUAUAUACCAAAAAUUAGUAUUAUUAUAAUUUCACAUAAUGAAAAUACAGCAAUUUUAAAAAAUACAUUAGAAAGUAUAUUGAAUAGUACUACUAAUUUAAUAUUAAAUAGUAAUAUAAAGGAGAUUAUAUUGAUUGAUGAUUAUAGUGAUCCUCCAAUCGAUGAUUAUAUUGCCGCUAUGAGUAAAAUGAUUCGUAUAUUACGUAAUCCUGAACGAAUGGGUUUAAUCAAAUCACGUAUGAAUGGUGCACGAAAUGCUAGCGGUGAUAUUCUGGUAUUUUUAGAUGCACAUGUUGAAACGCUUGAUCAUUGGUUAGAACCACUAGUUGUUCAGUUAAUCAAUUUACGAAAACAAAGUCGAAAUCACUAUCAACAUCAGAAUGAACAGUUCGAAGGAAGCAAAGAAGAACAAGAUCAAGGAAUUACUAAACCGUUAUAUGGUGCUAAACAUUUUAUUGUCAGUCCAGUUAUUAUAUCAAGUUCAGAUACACUGGAUUAUGAUAAUAUUGAAGAAAAUUUCUAUAUUGGCGGUUUUUCAUGGGAUUUAAUCUUCAGAUGGCACCAUGCAUACAAUGCUAGUCAACCACAGCCAUCCAUAGAUCCAUAUCGUUUAAUUCGUCCAAGAGAAACACCAGCUUUAGCUGGUGGAAUCUAUGCUGUAUGGAGAGACGACUUUUUCCAUUAUGGUGGUUAUGAUGAAGAGAUGAAUAUAUGGGGUGGUGAAAAUAUUGAAUUAUCCUUACGUACAUGGAUGUGUCAUGGACAAAUUGAAGUAGUGCCAUGCAGUCGUGUUGGACAUCUUUUCCGCGAUAAACAUCCAUAUACAUUCCCAAUGGGUAAAGAAUUCACCAUUUUACGUAAUCAUAAACGUACUGUUCUUGUUUGGUUCCUACAUGAUACAAAUUCAACACUUGCUCAAGAUUAUUUGGCAUAUUUUUAUACAGCAUCACCAGAGGCGAGGGUAAUACCAGCUGGAGAUUUAAAGUCACGUAAACAAAUAGCGAAUUCAUUGAAAUGUCAUGAUUUUACAUGGUAUUUGAAGAAUAUCUAUCCUUUACUGAAACAGGAGGCUGAAAAUAUUAAAAUUACUGACGACGUUUAUUAUUUAACUGCUUUUGAAGAUCUGUAAAUACUUUUGUAAUCGCAUGAAAAGAUGAGGAGUAGUUACUCUCGUACGGAUAACCUCCUACGUAUUCGUGCUUUCUUUAUCUAGAAGAGUACAGCAUGUUUGAAACUUUGUCAGAGUUAUUUUUUAUUGAUUUUAUUAAUUUAUUUGAACUUCCUUGUUGUUAGAUUUUGUAUUAAGAUGAUUUUUUCGAUUUAUUUGUGUUCUUUUUCCGAGCUGUUUAUCGAUUUAGUUGCGAAGCUAUCGUCAUCCUUCUAGACACAACAUCUUCAGUGCAGGUUUUAGCUGCGCAGUUAAAUCAAUCAGCUCAAAGAACACAAUUAAUUCAAACCAAAUCACCUGAGCUACAAAUCUUCCUUAUUAUUUGAUGAUUUCCUUUUGUUUUUUUUUUAAACUUUUCAAAGAAGGCGCACUUAUUUGUUUACUCUUUUUGUACAAAUGUAUAGAUUGAAACAAAUUUUCAUAAUGGAAAAUAAAAUGCAUUUGUUUAAAUGAUUCCAAUUA
This is a messenger RNA of Trichobilharzia regenti, 2464 nucleotides long. NCBI's taxonomy places the organism in Eukaryota, Metazoa, Platyhelminthes, Trematoda, Strigeidida, Schistosomatidae. The record is from the annotation of a GenBank genome assembly.